AUGGUUAACUACCAACUUUUCCUGCUAAACCAUGAUGAGGAGUACUUGGCUGUCGCCAUAAAGCAGUUUGAAGAACGGGUCGACAUAUGCCGACGGCUGAGAGCUUCAACAGACAGUCAGGAAGAUUCCCGUCAAAAAGCAGCUAAGGCUCAGACCGCUACAGCACAUGAGGCUAUCGCAUUCCACUGUCUAUCGCUCUGUUACACUGUGCAAGGUCACCUCGAUAAGGCGAUUGGCGCAGCUUGGGAUGGUCAAAAGCUGGCCGUCCAGUCGGGCGAUCCCAAAAAGGCUCUUGCUCAAGUCAAUCCUUCCGAUGGAUAUACGCCGGUUGCAGCCCUCUGGGAAGAGCCUUGCGAAGAGUACCGAGGUUACGAUAUUCUGAUCGAGGCGCUGAAUCGACAGCUCAACCACGACGAGGUCCAGCAGCACCCAUCAGAAUCUGCGCUGGAAUCUGCUAUUCGCAAGGGCUACCGGGAGCUUUUGCAGGAGAUUUUACGACCAGUUUUGCUGGAAGCAGACAAACGGUCCAGCAUAACAAGACUGCGACAGGUGUACGCGAAGGCUCUUGCUACGGAUGAAGAGAAAGCACUCCAUUUCGACGCGUUCAAAUAUGUACGUUUCGCCGACUUUGCUAGACACGGCAAGCUGCCCAAAUCUAGCGAGAACCUGACACGCCGCUUCGGGGAUGAUGGUGAUGAAGAGCUUUAUGUGAUUUUCAUGUCGUACACAUGGUCCAAACAGAAGGGUGUUGGCGGAUUCUCUCCCGACGAUAUGGGGAAUACCAAGUAUCAUCAAAUGAUGAGCGCUUUGAAGAAUUUCCUUCUGGAACAUCCGGACGUGAAUCCAAAGACCGUUUGUGUAUGGCUCGACUGGGCCUGUAUCGACCAGGACAACAGAGGCAUACAGACACGCGGUGUGGCAGCACUACCCAUGUGUGUUGCACAGUGUAACGCCAUGAUCAGUAUUACCGAGGAUAACUACUACGAACGGGCAUAG
This is a messenger RNA of Colletotrichum aenigma, 996 nucleotides long. RefSeq lists its product as uncharacterized. Lineage: Eukaryota; Fungi; Ascomycota; Sordariomycetes; Glomerellales; Glomerellaceae. The record is from RefSeq and is a predicted model, not a curated record. The transcript is spliced from 4 exons. The coding region runs from base 1 to 996 and encodes 331 amino acids.